AUGAAUAUCUUUGGUUUAGACUUAUUAGACAAAAUAAGUGAAAAUCUCAAACCAAAUAAACAAGAAUUUAAUGCGGAAUAUGAAGCUAAAUUUAGAAACAUCAUAAGACAGUCAAGUAAUAUCUCACGAGAUAAUGCUAUUAACUCAUUGCUAGGUCACUUAGCAGAAUCUGAAAGUAGACUUAAAGAAAACCUAGGAUUUGUUAUUUUAGAUGGCUUAAAGUCUUUACCUAAUCACAAAUUAAAAAGUAAACCAAGUGAGAUUACUCUCAUUACUAAUUAUCUAGAUUACAUCAUGAAAGGACUAUUUCACCUUCCUGAUAAGUAUAUAGUGGAAUGGCCUAACACAGGUCUUAAGGAAACUAAAGCUAGAAAAAUAGAAGGCAGAGCGAGGCAGCCUGAUUUCUUAGUAUCAGCAAUCCACCAAUUAGAAACGAGUGGAACGUUAUUUAUAGGUGAAGUAACCUCUCCUGCAGAGAAAGAAAACGUGCAUAAGAACUGUAAUGAUUUAAUCCGAAUUGGAGUUUUUAUGAAAGAAUGCAUUGAUUCGGCCUUAGACAAAGGUGCAGAUAUUAAAGUUCUAGGUUUUCAAUGUAUAGAAUAUACAAUUGAUUUUUAUGCAAUAAAACUUAAUGCUCCAGGGCUAUAUAUUAUGCAUCAUAUUGGUCAAGCAUCGAUUCCUACUUCAGUAAAGACAUUGUCACAUUUUGUUGAUGAAAUAGAUACUUUUCUGACAGUACGUAGUCUUUUACAAGAAUCAUUUGGUAAUUUUAAUAAUAGAUUACGCAACCCAAAAGAACAAGCAAAAAAAUUAUCUUUUAAAUGCGAGACCUUAUCUACACCAAGUUUCAAUCAACUUGUUAGUAAAACGCGUAAUGUCAAAAGAAAAUGUUCCUUCUGGUUCGGAAGGUUUUAG
Molecule: messenger RNA, 915 nt
Organism: Rhizophagus irregularis DAOM 181602=DAOM 197198
Lineage: Eukaryota; Fungi; Glomeromycota; Glomeromycetes; Glomerales; Glomeraceae
Source: RefSeq, a predicted model, not a curated record